This is a messenger RNA of Cimex lectularius (bed bug), 2603 nucleotides long. It is a transcript of the gene bur, whose product is annotated as GMP synthase [glutamine-hydrolyzing]. The record is from RefSeq and is a predicted model, not a curated record. The coding region runs from base 477 to 2549 and encodes 690 amino acids. Gene Ontology annotation, molecular function: GMP synthase activity; GMP synthase (glutamine-hydrolyzing) activity; ATP binding. Gene Ontology annotation, cellular component: cytosol. Gene Ontology annotation, biological process: GMP biosynthetic process. NCBI's taxonomy places the organism in Eukaryota, Metazoa, Arthropoda, Insecta, Hemiptera, Cimicidae. The transcript has 13 exons.
AGCACUUUAGCAAAAUUUAAUAGAAAUCUUUUAAGUCUUUUUUAUAUUUAAAAAGAUUAAUUUGAACAUACCAAAUUUUAAGGUAUAACUCUCCUUGUUACGUCUAAUUUAAAUUUCCCAUCUCUGCCAGUUUUUACCUCAAGUCGGGGUUUUUUUUGUUAUUCCGUCGAAAGUUAUCGCGUUUUCCCUCCUCGCGAUAAAUUUCAAAAUCUCUCGCAAAAACUGUGAUUAACCGGACAAAAGGUUAUCCGUUGUUUUUUUUUUCUUCGACGACUCAGUUAUCGACUCUACAUUCGGAAUAAUAAGUUAAAUUCGACUCAGUUUUUACGUCCUAUUACAUACAGAAACGACAAAAUUUCCGAGCUUUUCAAACAAAAAUCUCUCCGUAGUCCAAAACUGGGAAAAGUUUAGAGAAACAACAAAAAAACAAAUUUUGGUUAUAUAACGUGGUCCACAUUUUGGUAAGUCUUUUUCCUAUGGAUUCCCUGCUGAGGAAUUUGGUUAUGGAAGACAAGCAUAGAGUGAAUGGAUCCGGUGUUUGGGAUAGAGUAGCAAUACUUGAUGCUGGCGCCCAAUAUGGUAAAUUAAUCGACAGAACGGUUCGGGAAUUAUGCGUAGAAACAGAGAUAUUGCCGCUGGAUAUCCCGGCGUUCAACCUAAAAGAAAAAGGCUACAAAGCGAUAAUUAUUUCUGGUGGACCAAAUUCUGUUUAUGCAGAAGAUGCUCCUAGGUAUGACGCGGAUAUAUUUAGGAUAGGGAUACCCGUUUUAGGAAUAUGUUAUGGCAUGCAAAUGAUGAACAAGGAAUUUGGGGGACAAGUAGUUAGGAAGGAUGUAAGGGAAGAUGGGCAGUUUACUAUUGAUAUUGAUACCAAAUGUAUUUUAUUCAAGGGUUUAGAAAAAAGUCAGAAUGUGCUUUUGACUCAUGGUGAUAGUAUUGAUAAAGUUGCAGAAAGUUUUAAAAUUGUUGCACAAUCUGGCAGUAUCGUCGCUGGAAUCGCCAAUGACAAAUUGAGGCUGUUCGGUCUGCAGUUUCAUCCCGAGGUUGACUUGACUCAAAAUGGAAAAUCGAUGCUACAUUCUUUCUUAUUUGAAGUGUCCGGUUUGGCCGGCAAUUACACACUUCAGAGCCGAGAACUUGAAUGUAUUAAAUAUAUUCAAGAGGUUGUAGGAAAAAGUAAAGUUUUGCUUCUUGUCAGCGGUGGUGUAGAUUCAACAGUCUGUGCAGCACUGUUGCAUAAAGCACUUGAUAAAGAGCAGGUUCUGGCUGUACAUAUUGAUAAUGGUUUUAUGAGAAAAGGAGAAAGUGCCAAAGUCGAACAAUCGCUUCGCAAACUUGGAAUUGAUUUGAAAGUUGUAAAUGCUUCAAAACAGUUCCUACAUGGCACUACUACAUUGCCGGCUGAUAAAAACGAUCCGACUUCGCGAUCUUCUGUAACUAAAAUGCUCUGCAUGACUUCAAGUCCUGAAGAGAAGAGGAAGAUCAUCGGCGACAUUUUCGUCGAAGUGGCGAACGAUAUUAUCGCAGAGUUCAAGUUGAACAUUGAUGAUGUUUACUUGGCGCAAGGCACUCUGAGACCCGAUUUAAUCGAAUCUGCUUCAAGCCUUGUCAGUGGUAAAGCACAGACAAUAAAGACUCACCAUAACGACUCCCAUUUAAUAAGAAAUUUAAGGGAACGAGGAAGGGUUGUCGAGCCAUUAAAAGACUUUCAUAAAGAUGAGGUGAGAAUUCUUGGUCAAGAACUUGGCCUUCCUGGUGAUAUUAUCAUGAGACAUCCUUUCCCUGGGCCAGGUCUAGCAAUUAGGGUCUUAUGUGGUGAAGAACCAUAUCAAGAAAGGGAUUUCUCUGAGACACAAGUUCUCGUCAAAAUUAUUGUCGAUUAUGACCAAAUGGUCCAAAAGAAACAUGCUCUUCUGAACCGUGUCGAGAAUGCGACAAGCGAUGAUGAAAGAAUACAGCUGAGGGAGGUAUCUCGAAAACAACAUUUAGCCGCAACCGUACUUCCGAUCAGGAGCGUCGGAGUCCAGGGUGAUACUAGGAGUUACAGCUAUGUUGUCGGCAUUUCUUGUGAGAAAGAACCCGACUGGCAGGAUUUAAUCACUUUGUCCAAACUCAUCCCUAGGGUCUGUCAUAACGUAAAUAGAGUGUGUUAUAUAGCAGGCGGUCUGGUCAAAGACCCGGUUAUUGAUAUUACACCGACUUACCUUACUACACUUGUCCUCGCUACAAUUCGACAAGCUGACCACUUAGCCACUCAGAUAUUGUACAAUAGUGAUUACAUGUGCAAAAUAUCACAAAUGCCAGUUAUCCUUCUGCCGUUACACUUUGACAGGGAUGCUGCCCUAAGGGCACCAUCCUGUCAGAGAUCGAUCGUUUUACGUCCAUUCAUCACAAGAGAUUUUAUGACAGGGGUCCCAGCCAUCCCUGGGGUUCAUUUGCCUGUUGAUAUUGUUCAAAAGAUGAUGUCAGAGUUAGCAGCGAUUCCAGGCAUUUCCCGGGUUCUAUACGACUUGACGGCAAAGCCUCCUGGGACGACAGAAUGGGAGUGAUUGAUCAUUAGCACAAUGUGUUGUAUAUAAUUUGUGAUUAAAUUUUUAAAUAAG